AUGCUAAUCGCCUCGGCCUUUGGCUGCACCGUCCGACGGCUCACCGCGGAUGAGUUUGCCGACGACCGCGUGCUCUCCGAGCCAGUGCUCGUCGCCGCCGCCAGUGCGCCGCCGCCGCUUGAGGCACUCGACGCCCUCACCGUCCGUGUCGUGAGCGCAAGCUCCGCCGACUCGAUGCUGUACUCGCAGUUUGGCCGGGGCGCAGCGCCGGCCGAGCCGCAGCGCUUCGCGGCGUUUGCUGCAAACGCCUCCGGCAUGGUCUUCUCCUUUGGCGACGAGGCGGAGACGUCGCCGGUCGAGGCCGUGAUGCCUUCGGGGCUGGCGGCUCAGGCGGCGCGGGUGCUGGAGCGGGCGAGCCUCGCGGCCGGCGACGAGUGCGCGCAGUCGCAGCCGUGGCACACACCCUUGGUCUCGGCGGGCGGGCGGCGCACCGGUCUGCGGCUGCACCAGCACGGCGCAGCUUGGCUGUACCUGCUCUCGGGUGCAAAGCGGUGGUGGCUGGCUCACCCCGAGUCGGACCUCUUUGACGAGCCGUCGCGGGCCGAGGCGGUCGCCCUCGCCUCCGUGUCCGACGAGGCACAGUGGCCCCCUCCCGGCGCUGCGCCCCUCUGCUCCGUCGAGCAGAGGCCGGGCGAGCUGCUGUUUGUGCCUGCGAUGUGGUUCCACGCGACGAGGAACACGGGCGGCGGGCUCACGCUCGGCGUCGGCGCGCAGACCGUGCUCUCGUCCCUGCCUCGCGAGGCGGCGCUGGCGGAGGUGUCUGCGCUCCACCGCGCCUUCCCUCGCUGCGCGCGGCUGGAGGCGUACUUGCUCGAGGGGGAGGAGAGGCCGACGCGGGCGAGCGCCGCGCGCCUCGCGGCGCUGGUCCGGCGGGACCCGUGGCACCUCCCCGCCCGCCUGACGCUGCUCCGCCAUUCGCUGGCCGCGGGAGGCGGCGCGGGCUCCGGGGCGGCGCUCGAGGUUGCGGCGGACCUCGAGGCGCACGUGCGCAGGCUCGUCGAGCAGCACGCAGCCCUGACACCGCUCGACGCUCGCUUCGUGCUGGGCGCGGCCGCGGAGCAGCUGCACGAGGCGGCGCGCGCUCGGCUCGCCCCCCGCGCGCGAGGCGCGCUCUCUGAGUCGGCCACGGCUCUCUUUCUGGGGAGCGCGCGGCUGCAAGACACCGCCCGCUCGCUGCUGGUCGGCGCGGGCGAGCGCGGGGCCGACGGCGCGGCGCUGCCGACUCAGCACCGCGCGGCGUGGCUCGAGGCGGUGACUCGGAUGGCCUCGUCCAGCUACGCAGGCGGCGCGCAACAGGCGGUCCGCGAGUGCGUCCGCGCGCUGCGGGCGAUGCCGCCUCACGAGGGCGAUGACGCCGCGAGCGAGGCGCGCGCCGUUGCAGAGAAACUGGCGCGAGCGCUCGGCUCGCGGGAAAGGAGGUAG
Messenger RNA from Emiliania huxleyi CCMP1516, 1422 nucleotides. RefSeq lists its product as hypothetical. The transcript has a single exon. The coding region runs from base 1 to 1422 and encodes 473 amino acids. Lineage: Eukaryota; Haptophyta; Isochrysidales; Noelaerhabdaceae. The record is from RefSeq and is a predicted model, not a curated record.